UUGUCUUUUAUGCAGAAAUGACGGCAGAAUCUACAGUAAUUAUGACUCCUGGUCAAGUGAGUGUUGAGAAUGAUAGCGCAUGCCAACUUGCAAGAGACAUGAGGUUCAUGGAAGGAAUAUACAUGGAUAAUAAAGAAAAGAAUAAUUUUGUUGGAAAGUUUCGAAGAUUUUGGAAACAAAUAUGUUUGUGGUUUCUUGGAUUGCUGAAAUUUGCAGGUCCUGGUUGGUUGGUGUGCAUUGGUCUUAUUGAUGCAGGAAACUAUGAAGGAGAUAUUCAAGCAGGAGCAGGGUUUCAGUACAAACUUAUUUGGAUAAUCUGGUGGUCUGCUGUUGUAGAAGUAUUGGUUCAAAUAUUGAGUAUCAGACUUGGUCUCUAUUCACGAUUGGACUUGGCACAAUCAUGUCGCAAAAACUAUUCACGCUUUGUGAGUUACACUCUCUGGAUACUGAUGGAAGCUGCCAUGAUUGCCAAUGAUUUGACUCAAGUUAUCGGUUUUGCAACUGCAUGUGAGAUAUUGUUUCACUUGCCUCUCUAUGCAGGAGUAUUGUUGUCCUUUGUUACUGCAUUACUGGUACUUUCACUUCAGUAUUGGAGUGUCAGAUACUUGGAAUUAUGUGUAACUCUGAUCAUCUUAGCAAUGUGUGUCACAUUCUUUAUUCAAUGGUCAAUGGUGAAUACAAACGGUGUUGAAUUGAUGAGAGGAUGGAUUAUUCCUUCCAUCCCAAGUGACUCAUCUUUGGUGAUAUUAUCACAGAUAGGAAGUUGUAUUAUGCCACAGUCUAUAUUUCUCCAAUCUUCCAUGGUGCAAACAAGGAAAGUGGAAUCCACAAAGAAAGCUCUGCAUAGAGCAUAUGUUUAUAAUGUCAUUGAGUUCCUAAUUCCUAUGUUGCUGGUUUUUGUUGCAAAUUUGGCUGCAAUCUCCCUUGCCGCUGUCGGAUUCUAUAAUAAUAGUCAAAUAACAGUUUCCUAUUCCGAUGUUAGCUUGUCAAACACUUGUCAGUUACUUCGAACAGCCUAUCCUGAAAAUGGUGCUGGAUGCAUUCUGUUUGGUUUGUCAUUGUUGGCUUCCUCACAGAGUGCAGUGGUUUCUGGAACUUUUGCAGGUCAAAUUGUUAUCGAAGGGUUCUUCAAUAUAAGAAUGCCUCUAUGGCUGCGCAAUAUCGUGACAAGACUAGUUACAAUCAUUCCUGCUUUGAUGAUAGCCAUCUUGGCAGGAAAUCAGGGCUCAGGAUUGGCAUUAUUGAUAUCUUCUUCUAUUCUUUCUGCAACAGUUCCAUUUGCAAUCAUUCCACUUUUAAAAUUUACACAAUCUUCCAAAAUUAUGGGAACAUUUAGGAAUCCUAGAUACGUUUCUGUGCUAAUGUGGUGCAUAGCAAUUGGACUUGUCAUCAUCAAUGUGUAUUUGAUUGUUGGUGUUCAAGGAAACUACACAUUACAAAGUUCAUUAUCAGAUAUUUCGUUAGCAAGUAUCCUUGGAAUCAUUGCGACUAUAGUCGUUGGGAUUUGGUACGUAGCCUUUUUGAUAUUCUUGAUAUGGUAUCCAGUUGUCUUCGAGAGUACCGUUCAUCAAGUAACAAUAUAAAAAGUACUUUCGGAACAUGUCGAACGAAUUUCUGUCUGCAACAAUCUUUUCACUUUGCUAAGUCGAUUGAAUGCCAAGUAGAUGAAAAAUCAUUGUUGGCGCUAUGUUUGCUUUUUAU
This is a messenger RNA of Galdieria sulphuraria, 1701 nucleotides long. RefSeq names its product metal ion (Mn2+-iron) transporter, Nramp family. Gene Ontology annotation, cellular component: membrane. Gene Ontology annotation, molecular function: cadmium ion transmembrane transporter activity; manganese ion transmembrane transporter activity. NCBI's taxonomy places the organism in Eukaryota, Rhodophyta, Bangiophyceae, Galdieriales, Galdieriaceae. The transcript has a single exon. The coding region runs from base 18 to 1583 and encodes 521 amino acids. The record is from RefSeq and is a predicted model, not a curated record. Gene Ontology annotation, biological process: metal ion transport.